AUGAAGGGCCUCAAGGACUUUCGCAGGUCUCUCAACAAGGAUCGCCAUUCCGGUGGAAAGCCUUCCGCAUCCAGCGCCAGCCCGGGCACGUUUGCCAGCGUCAAAGGCGCCGUCGCUAUCCAACCACCUAAGCUCGUCAUCCGCGCCAUCCGCGAUUACAAAUCCGCAUCGCCGCACGAGCUCAGCUUCCACAAGGGCGACUUUUUCCAUGUCAUUGUCGACCCCGCUCCCAACGCGGAUUGGUUCGAGGCCAGCAAUCCUAUGACCAACGCACGCGGUCUCGUUCCAGCCAGCCACUUCGACGUGCUCUCCAAGAGUAAUCGCGCCAACCCAGCCACCGCUGCUGGUCCAGGAGCUACCUCGCCCACCAUUGGCAGCAUGUCGCCCCCUAACGCUUCCUUGACGUCCGUAGCAGCAUCAUCUUCCACUGCAGCCUACGGUGGACGUGCCGCCGGCGCCGCUAUGACUGCAAAAGGCGGCGGAGGCCUCUACGCCGUAGUCAAGUACGAUUUCCUCGCCGAACGGGCCGACGAGCUCGAAGCCAAGGCGGGCGAGUCCAUCAUCGUCAUUGCGCAGUCCAACUUCGAAUGGUUCGUCGCCAAACCCAUCGGCAGACUCGGUGGACCGGGCCUCAUACCGGUCGCCUUCGUCGAGAUCCGCGACUUGGUUACUGGAAGGCCCAUCGAAGAUGUCCAGGAACUCAUCGAGAGCGGCGUCGUGCCCAGAGUCGAGGAGUGGAAAAAGAUGACCGCCGAGUACAAGAAGAACACCAUCCCGCUCGGCCGCUUCGACUUUCCGCAAUCAGCGCAGCCAGGCGUCGCUUCACCCUACACCAACAUGGCAGCCGCCGCCUCCGGGAGCAGCGGUAACAAUGUCGGCUUCCCACAGAGCGGUCUGCACGCCCAACAAUCGUCCAUCUCGUCUCUUCCCGUCCCUACACCACCACCUAAAGAUGAGCUCUACAACCACGCAGGCGGUCCGCUGGGCGCCGCAGGGGCAAUGCAGCCUUUCGACGCCGACGCCGUCGACCCGCUCGCACAACUUCCGCCAGGUAUGUCGCCGGGCGAGCCGCUACCUACGGGCAUCAUCACAUCAGCCACUGUCGACUCGUUCCACUACGAGCAGGGCGAUUACUGGUUCCGCAUCCAGGCAACACACGUGGCCGGCCCUUCUGCAUCUGCACCCGCCAACGCGCCCGCAGCGCCCGACGGCGAGGAACGGGAUCUCAUCCUCUACCGUCUCUAUGAAGAUUUCUACGAGUUCCAGAUCGCACUGCUCGACCACUUCCCUGCCGAAGCCGGUCGCGAGACCGACGCAAACGGUCACGCCAGCGAGCGUAUUCUUCCCCUCAUGCCUGGACCCCUCGAUGUCGUCGACGAUCUCAUCACAUCGCAGCGUCGCGUCGACCUUGAUCAGUACAUCAUCGAGCUCUGCUCGCUUCCCGAAUACAUCAUGCGUUCCGAAUUGGUGCGUCUCUUCUUCGAGCCUCGACCUGGUGAUCAUUGCACCUCGCAUCCGCCAAGGGGACCCACCGAUGAACAAGAUCUCGGCUUGCAGCAACAGGAGUACGGGUACCUUGCCGGAGGCGUCGACCAACGGGCGAGUCAGCAGCUGCGAGGCAAUGGCGUCGACAGGUACGCCGAGGAUCAGCCCGUGGGUAACAGCAGUACAUCCUCGAAAGCGGAGGACGAUCUCAGCGCCAAGAUGCGCAAGGCUUCGCUUGUUUCUGGCUCAGCCGGCGCUUCCUCAGGGCAACGUGAUUCGACGAGGAGCAGCGCCGUGUUUGGCGGGACGGGCGCGGCGAGCACGGGUCGUACGUCGCAGGCAUCCAGUGGACACCGAAAGCAGAACUCGUCGGGUCAAGGUGCAACUUCGGGUUCGGCGGCCAACGUUGCGUACCAUCGAAUCAAGGUGGCUCGUCGAAACGAUCUCGACAGCGUGAUAGCGUUGCGCAUGCCACCGAGUCCGACGUUUGCACAGCUGUUGGAGAAGACACGCGAGAGGCUGGGUGCGGAUGUCGGAGCGUUCCAGUGCAACGAGAAGCCGGAGCCGAUCGUAGACGACGCUUCGCUCACGGCUUGGUUGGACGAAGCUACGGAUAGAGGGUGGAAGCUCAUGUUGCAUGCUUCGUAG
Molecule: messenger RNA, 2133 nt
Organism: Pseudozyma hubeiensis SY62
Lineage: Eukaryota; Fungi; Basidiomycota; Ustilaginomycetes; Ustilaginales; Ustilaginaceae
Product: scd2/ral3 protein
Exons: 1
Coding region: 1-2133 (710 amino acids)
Molecular function (GO): phosphatidylinositol binding; protein binding
Source: RefSeq, a predicted model, not a curated record